CUUUACGCUUGGACGUCGUAGCGGUCGGUCACUCGCCUUCUCGACUCCUCUCUCCGAAGCAGUCUUUUGCAGACGACCAAAUCCUUCUUGCAUUCAGGAGUGCCCUUGCAACUGGGUAGCCUGGAUUAGAAAUACCGAAGGAUUUACUUGCAGCUUUUCUGUUUUUGGUUACAACAACCAACGCUGGAAUAAGCUUUGCUGCUCGUCUGCUUAGUCUCGAGUUUGGAAAGGAGAACAUCGAUUACAGCCGAGAAGUGUGAUUUGUCUUGUUUUGAAACUUGGAUUAAAUUGUUCAAGUUACUACAAACGACUCAUCGAGUAUUUGGUCAAAAGUUCCUUCUUGAUCAUAAUAUACUCAGUUGACCUCCGCAGACAGUCCGAAAGUCAUCCUGUUUUAUAUAUUAAGGAAAGUUGCCAUUGUGCUUCCUAUCUGCGAUAAAUACUGUCAUAUCACAUCCGCAAGCGGAACACGAAACAGAGAAGACUCAACUGUUCUACAUUCAUUCCUAAACGCGAAGGAAAUCUAUUUCAAUACGUUCUCUUUUGAGGCCUGUAUUGAAUCCAACGACCAUCGUUUACUAUUCAGUGCUGCUCUUAGUGUGCAUUUUGUCCUUCAAAAAGCUCAUCGAAGACCAGUUUGAAGUGAUCUUGCAGACUUGACCCGAAGUCUCAUCUCGGCAAGUUGCUCACCUUCGUAAAGCAAGACUUACGGAUUUCCCUUCGGCAGCAGCGACAUCUUGGAGCUGCUUCAGCCUUCCUUCCUUUACCUUGAUUGAGAUAAGCCACGUUUUUGUGAUAGUCUCAUCGUAAUACUAUUUCCUACGCCUUUCAUGUGACUUCUUGUGUAACCUUAUAGAAAUAUUCCUGUGCAUUGCGUUCAUAUUGAACUGUAACUGAUUCAAUUGUCAUCUAUCUCGUGUGAGGAAGUGGUGCGACAUAAAGUGCCUGUAAGCUUCAGUCGGUGACAACGAUAGCUGGUGUUCGGUCGGCUCGAUAGUGCCUUUCUUUGUGAUUGAGAGAUUUACGAAAAAUUCAGCAUCUAGAAAUGCCUGGAUAUUAUCCACCAGUUCCCAUGGCCCAAAUGUAUCCUCCGGUUAGGUCAUACAGCAUGGCCAAGCUAAACCAGGGUCCUGCUAGGGACUACAGUCAGUUCGAGAAAGUGAGAGUUGAGAAACAGCACGUGAGCGGUGACAGACGUAAACAUCGUCUCUUUGAGGGCCUACGUCGGCAACAGUCCUAUGAGGGCGAAGCGGGCUUCUCGCGUUUCCUCAAUCAGCCUAAUCGUAAUGAACGUUUCAACAGCCUACAGCUUCUCGGAGCUAAUGAUGAUGGUCGUUAUCUCGAUCACUUUAUGGAAACCCAACGAGGUCGAACUAUGACUCGCGAACCCGUCGAACAACCCAAAGGUAAAGAUAGAGCAAAGACCAACAAGCUCUUAAACUCGGCCACAAACUCUCUCAAUAGCAAGAACAAGGAAAACAAAAUCAGCGUGACCGCAAACGGCGAAAUUCUUGCUUUGAUCGGAACUCUGACUGGAGCGGCGUCAGUAGACAACAUUUAUGAAUCUGUUGAGCAAAUCCACUACCGCAAAACCCUUGAAACGCUGGACCGAGAAGAAAAAGUGCGGUCUAUUCAUCGUACAGGCCACCCCCUUUUCGACAGUCUGAGAGAAGAACGUGCGUUGGCUGGAGGAAACGACAACGACACCUACGCAACUCUCAACAGCUCUCAUAAACGCGUGUCUCGUAGUGCUGCCCCUGGCCGCAAGACUAGCUGCACUAGCAGCCCUGUUUAUAGCUCUACAAGUUCCAGUGACGAACUGGAUCUUACCCUUCAACGCAACCGAAGGAUUUCAGUGCCUAUCACUCAGAAGCCCAAAAUUGCGGCACUUCAGCAGCAACAAGCGCAACAGCACCGUGCGCAGCAACAUCCGCAACGUCCACGUGCUCCACAGCCGCAACAAACUCAAAUGCCUCGUUACAGAAAACAGCAGGUGAAUGCUCUUUCCCCUAACUCCUCUCCGGUACGUUGGGGAUCUGCUGGAUCUGAGUCCGACGAAGAAUGGAUCAUUCCUCGGCCCAAAUUUUACAACCGGAAGCGCGAGGUCCGAGGUUCGUCGACGGACGAGUCUGACUCUUCGACCAAGUCCAGCCCCAUUCGAUGACCUUCGCAUCGGCCACAUGCAAGAACUUAGUUAUGAUUGGUGAAAAAUCUGUUCUAAUGUGCAUUUAAUUAUAUUAAUAUGUUUACUUUUAUUGAGUUAGUCUGCCCAAGAUGUGAUAAUUAUAAAGGUUUACUACUUGAUGGGGCCAUUGAGACGUAGCACAUCGAAAGGGUAUUGAGUUAAUUUUUUCGUCUUGUUUUAUGGGGAUGUUCAAAGUUUCAGGUUAUAAAAGAUACUGAUGUUUUUCCGGUAUCUUGCAUUGCACGCAAAGACACUACUAAUGAUUAUUAUUUUCAAAUUACUACAAUAUAAAACGAAACCCAUCCUAAUUAGACUACGAUGUCUUUCAAUUAGACUACUCUGCACCUAAAUUCCUGUACAAUUCAAUAUCAUGGUAUACCGGUCCAACCGUACCGUUUCUCAUCAGUAGCAUUGUACCUAAAGUCCCGUUUUAUUCGAUAUUGUGUACUAUGUUCCUACUUUAGCAUUUAUCAUCAGUAGCACUAUACCGAACUUCCCGUUUCGUUCAAUAUCACAGGUUUCAAAACCAGUAGCAUUGUACCUAAUGUCCCGUUUUAUUCAAUGUUAUAUACUUUGUUCCUACUUUAGCAUUUAUCAUCAGUAGCACUAUACCGAACUUCUCGUUUCAUUCAAUAUGUAAGAUCACCGAUGAAGGGUAAGGUGAAUUUAGCUUGACUUCAGCUGGCCUAUUCUUUCAAAAAAAGUUAAGAGAUCGUAAGUUCAUCAGCCAAUCAUUGAC
This is a messenger RNA of Hyalella azteca, 2924 nucleotides long. RefSeq lists its product as uncharacterized. Lineage: Eukaryota; Metazoa; Arthropoda; Malacostraca; Amphipoda; Hyalellidae. The transcript has a single exon. The coding region runs from base 1046 to 2164 and encodes 372 amino acids. The record is from RefSeq and is a predicted model, not a curated record.